Messenger RNA from Mya arenaria, 12147 nucleotides. RefSeq lists its product as uncharacterized. The record is from RefSeq and is a predicted model, not a curated record. The transcript has 5 exons. Bases 85 to 11559 code for a protein of 3824 amino acids. Lineage: Eukaryota; Metazoa; Mollusca; Bivalvia; Myida; Myidae.
CAAAGCGUGGGUUAUAUCAAUACCUUUGCCAAAACCCUUUAAACAGUUUCGCAUUUUCGCGAACGACGGAUAUGUUGUUUUAAAAUGUGGGGGACCAUACUAAUAGUUUCGAUAGUGACAGUAUCUGUCAGAUCGCACCAUCCUAUCCCAGCACCGAAUGACCAGGUGUACCAGGUUGGAGGCUCUAAACUGCCAACAAAUGUUGACCCCAAGAACUUUGGUCCGACGAUAACAAAGAAAGGAUCACGUCCGUCACGAUUACAGUCUGGAAAUUACAAUGCCGAGAGCAGCACGGGCCUAUCAGGAACAAACAUACAGUACCCAUUUGAAAUUGCACUGGUGUAUGAAAAUGCUACUAAUGGACAAUCACAAAAUCAGUAUAAGCCUAAAGAAACAAAUAUCACUACAAAUAAAACGAACAAUGUUGGUGUUAAAUCCAAUUUGCUAUCAAUGGUUUCCAAUGCCGUAAAAAAUAAACCGAAUCAAAAUUAUAACACUCAAAACAAAUCAAAUGCAAUUGGUGCAAUUAAAGGCAACACGUACAACGCUAACGAUAAACUUAAUCUUAAUUACAAAAGCACGGCAUAUAAAAAAGCGGCUGCAUUUAUAAAGCAGUUCCCAACAAUAAAUCCAACAAAGUAUGGAACAAAUAAAGGGACAGUUACGCCGGGGUUACCGAGCAGACCAAACACAUAUGGCAACAAUUAUAAUGCUCCAAGUAAACCAACAAAACCUACGUCAAAACCGUACGGUACAAUAGAUGUGAACGGAGUGGACAAUAAUGGCAACAAUUAUAACGCUCCAAGUGAACCAACAAAGCCUACGUCGAAACCGUACGGUACAAAAGUUGUGAACGGAGCGGACAAUAAUGGCAACAAUUAUAACGCUCCAAGUAAACCAACAAAGCCUACGUCGAAACCGUACGGUACAAAAGUUGUGAACGGAGCGGACAAUAAUGGCAACAAUUAUAACGCUCCAAGUGAACCAACAAAGCCUACGUCGAAACCGUACGGUACGAUAGAUUGGUACAGACCGAAAAAUAAUGGCAAUAACUAUAACGCUCCAAGUAAACCAACAAAGCCUACGUCAAAACCGUACGGUACAGUUGAUGCGAACGGACCGGAUAAGAAUGGCAAUACUUAUAACGUUCCAAGUGAACCAACAAAGCCUACGUCAAAACCGUACGGCACGAUAGAUUGGAACAGACCGAAAAAUAAUGGCAACAAUUAUAACACUCCAAGUAAACCAACAAAGCCUACGUCAAAACCGUACGGAACAGUUGAUGCGAACGGACCGGAUAAGAAUGGCAACAAUUUUAACGCUCCAAGUAAACCAACAAAGCCUACGUCAAAACCGUACGGUACAAUUGAUGUGAACGGAGCUAACAAUAAUGGCAACAAUUAUAACGCGCCAAGUAAACCAACAAAGCCUACGUCAAAACCGCACGGUUCAAUUGAUUGGAAAAGACCAGACAACAAUGGGAACAACUAUGCAAAUGAAGUAAUUACCAAAAAAAAGAGCAAACUACCUAAUGCACCAUUAUCUCCCAUCGAAAGAAUGAUUGCCUUUGCAAAAAUGAAGGCCGUUGUUAAACUGACAAGGGAACGGGUAGAGAAUCUUUUAGAACUAAAAAAACCCACCAAUAACAACAAUUACAAUGGUCCACAAGAUACAACCUUGAAGCUAUCUAAGCCUUACGGAACAAUUGAUGCCUAUCAACCAGACACCAAUAACAAAAAAAACAAUGGUCCACAAGAUACAACCGUGAACCCAUCUAAGCCUUACGGAACAAAUGAUGCCUACCAACCCGACACCAAUAACAACAAUAACAAUGGUCCACAAGAUAAAACCGUGAAGCCAUCUAAGCCUUACGGAACAAUUGAUGCCUACCAAACCGACACCAAUAACAACAAUUACAAUGGUCCACAAGAUACAACCGUGAAGCCAUCUAAGCCAUACGGAACAAAUGAUGCCUACCAACCCGACACCAAUACCAACAAUUACAAUGGUCUACAAGAUAAAACAGUGAAGCAAUCUAAGCCUUACGGAACAAUUGAUUUCUACCAACCUGACACCAAUAACAACAAUUACAAUGGUCUACAAGAUAAAACAGUGAAGCCAUCUAAGCCUUACGGAACAAUUGAUGCCUACCAACCCGGCACCAAUAACAACAAUUACAAUGGUCCACAAGAUACAACCGUGAAGCCAUCUAAGCCUUACGGAACAAUUGAUGCCUACAUACCUGACACCAAUAACAACAAUAACAAUGGUCCACAAGAUACAACCGUGAAGCCACCUAAGCCUUACGGAACAAAUGAUGCCUACCAACCCGAAAUCAAUAACAAAAAUUACAAUGGUCCACAAGAUAAAACCGUGAAGCCAUCUAAGUCAUACGGAACAAAUGAUGCCUACCAACCCGACACCAAAAAUAACAAUUACAAUGGUCCACAAGAUACAACCGUGAAGCCAUCUAAGCCUUACGGAACAAUUGAUGCCUACAAACCCGACACCAAUAACAACAAUUACAAUGGUCCACAAGAUAAAACCGUGAAGCCAACUAAGCCUUACGGAACAAUUGAUGCCUACAAACCUGACACCAAUAACAACAAUUACAAUGGUCCACAAGAUACAACCGUGAAGCCAUCUAAGCCUUACGGAACAAAUGAUGCCUACCAAACCGACACUAAUAAUAACAAUUACAAUGGUCCACAAGAUAAAACCGUGAAGCCAUAUAAGCCUUACGGAACAAUUGAUGCCUUCCAACCCGAUACCAAUAAAAACAAUUACAAUGGUCCACAAGAUACAACCGUGAAGCCAUCUAAGCCUUACGUAACAAUUGAUGCCUACCUACCCGAUAACAAUAACAACAAAAACAAUGGUCCACAAGAUACAACCGUGAAGCCAUCAAAACCUUACGGAACAAUUGAUGUCUACCAACCUGACACCAAUAAUAACAAUUACAAUGGUCCACAAGAUAAAACCGUAAAGCAAUCUAAGCCUUACGGAACAAUUGAUGCCUACCAACCUAACACCAAUAACAACAAUUACAAUGGUCCAAAAGAUACAAACGUGAAGCCACCUAAGCCUUACGGAACAAUUGAUGCCUACCUACCCGACAACAACAACAACAAUAACAAUGGUCAACAAGAUACAACCGUGAAGCCAUCAAAACCUUACGGAACAAUUGAUGCCUACCAGGCCGACACCAAUAACAACAAUUACAAUGGUCCAAGCGAUACAACCGUGAAGCCAUCUAAGCCUUACGGAACAAUUGAUGCCUACCAACCCGACACCAAUAACAACAAUUACAAUGGUCCAAAAGUUACAACCGUGACGCCAUCUAAGCCUUACGGAACAAUUGAUGCCUACCAACCCGACAACAAUAACAACAAUUACAAUGGUGCACAAGAUACAACCGUGAAGCCAUCAAAACUUUACGGAACAAUUGAUGCCUACCAACCCGACACCAAUAACAACAAUUACAAUGGUCCAAGCGAUACAACCGUGAAGCCAUCUAAGCCUUACGGAACAAUUGAUGCAUACCUACCCGACAACAAUAACAACAAUUACAAUGGUCCACAAGAUACAACCGUGAAGCCAUCAAAACCUUACGGAACAAUUGAUGCCUACCAACCCGACACCAAUAACAACAAUUACAAUGGUCCAAGCGAUACAACCGUGAAGCCAUCUAAGCCUUACGGAACAAUUAAUGCCUACCUAACCGACAACAAUAAUAACAAUUACAAUGGUACACAAGAUACAAACGUGAAGCCACCUAAGCCUUACGGAACAAUUGAUGCCUACCUACGCGACAACAAUAAUAACAAUUACAAUGGUCCACAAGAUACAACCGUGAAGUCAUCAAAACCUUACGGAACAAUUGAUGCCUACCAACCCGACACCAAUAACAACAAUUACAAUGGUCCAAGCGGUACAACCGUGAAGCCAUCUAAGCCUUACGGAACAAUUGAUGCCUACCAACCCGACAACAAUAACAACAAUUACAAUGGUGCACAAGAUACAACCGUGAAGCCAUCAAAACCUUACGGAACAAUUGACGCCUACCAGGCCGACACCAAUAACAACAAUUACAAUGGUCCACAAGAUACAACCGUGAAGCCAUCUAAGCCUUACGGAAAAAUUGAUGUCUACAAUCCGGACACUAAUAACAACAAUUAUAAUGUUCCAAGCGAUACAACCGUGAAGCCAUCUAAGCCUUACGGAAUAAUUGAUGCCUACCAACGUGACACCAAUAACAACAAUUACAAUGGUCCACAAGAUAAAACCGUAAAGCGAUCAAAGCCAUACGGAACAAUUGAAUCAUACCAACCUGACACCAAUACCAACAAAUACAAUGCUCCUCAAGAUACAACCGUGAGGCCAUCUAAGCCAUACGGAACAAUUGAUGCCUACCAACCCGACACCAAUAACAACAAUAAUAAUGGUCCACAAGAUAAAACCGUGAAGCCAUCCAAGCCUUACGGAACAAUUGAUGCCUACCAACCUGACACCAAUAACAACAAUUACAAUGGUCCUCAAAUUAAAACCGUGAAGCCAUCGAAGCCAUACGGAACAAUUGAUGCCUACCAACCCGACACCAAUAACAACAAUUACAAUGGUCCUGAAGAUACAACCGCAAUGCCAUCAAAGCCAUACGGAACAAUUGAUGCCUACCAACCCGACACCAAUACAAACAAUUACAAUGGUGCAAGCAAAACUGUCGUGAAGCCAUCAAAGCCAUACGGAAAAAUUGAUGCCUACCAACCCGACACCAAUAACAACAAUUACAAUGGUCCACAAGAUACAACCGUGAAACCAUCAAAACCUUACGGAACAAUUGAUGCCUACCAACCCGAUACCAAUAACAACAAUUACAAUGGUCCACAAGAUAAAACCGUAACGCCAUCAGAACCUUACGGAACAAUUGAUGCCUACCAACUUGACACCAAUAACAACAAUUACAAUGGUCCUCAAGUUAAAACCGUGAAGCCAUCGAAGCCAUACGGAACAAUUGAUGCCUACAAACCUGACACCAAUUACAACAAUUACAAUGGUCCAAGCGAUACAACCAUGAAACUAUCUAAGCCUUACGGUUCAAUUGAUGCCUACCAACCCGACACCAAUAACAACAAUAAUAAUGGUCCACAAGAUAAAACCGUGAAGCCAUCAAAGCCAUACGAAACAAUUGAUGCCUACCUACCUGACACCAAUAACAACAAUUACAAUGGUCCACAAGAUACAACCGUGCAGCCAUCAAAGCCUUACGGAACAAUUGAUGCCUACCAACCCGACGUCAAUAACAACAAUUAUAAUGGUCCAGAAGGUACAUCCGUGAAGCCAUCAAAACCUUACGGAACAAUUGAUGCCUACCAACCUGACACCAACAACAGCAAUAACAAUGGCAAUCAAAUGAAGACCGUGAAGCCAUCGAAACCAUACGGAACAAUUGAUGCCUACCAACCCGACUCCAAUAACAACAAUUACAAUGGUCCUGACAAAACAGCCGUGAAGCCAUCUAAACCAUACGGAACAAUUGAUGCCUACCAACCCGACACCAAUAACAACAAUUACAAUGGUCCACAAGAUACAACCGUAAAGCCAUCAAAACCUUUCGGAACAAUUGAUGCCUACCAAUCCGACACCAAUAACAACAAUUACAAUGGUCCACAAGAUAAAACCGUAACGCCAUCUAAGCCUUACGGAACAAUUGAUGCCUACCAACCCGACACCAAUAACAACAAUUACAAUGGUCCACAAGGUACAACCGUGAAGCCAUCAAAACCUUACGGAACAAUUGAUGCCUACCAACCCGACGCCAAUAAUAACAAUUAUAAUGGUCCAGAAGGUACAUCCUUGAAGCCAUCAAAACCUUACGGAACAAUUGAUGCCUACAAAAACGACAACAAUAACAACAAUUACAAUGGUCGACAAUAUAAAACCGUGAAGCCAUCAAAACCUUACGGAACAAUUGAUGCCUACCAACCUGACACCAAUAACAACAAUUACAAUGGUCCUCAAGUUAAAACCGUGAAGCCAUCGAAGCCAUACGGAACAAUUGAUGCCUACAAACCUGACACCAAUUACAACAAAAACAAUGGUCCAAGCGAUACAACCAUGAAACUAUCUAAGCCUUACGGUACAAUUGAUGCAUACCAACCCGACUCCAAUAGCAACAAUUACUAUAGUCCACAAGAUACAACCGUGAAUCCAUCUAAGCCAUACGGAACAAUUGAUGCCUACCAACCCGACACCAAUAACAACAAUUACAAUGGUCCACAAGAUACAACCGUGAAGCCAUCAAAACCUUACGGAACAAUUGAUGCCUACCAACCCGACACCAAUAACAACAAUUACAAUGGUCCACAAGAUACAACCGUGAAGCCAUCUAAGCCUUACGGAACAUUUGAUGCCUACCAACCCGACACCAAUAACAACAAUGACAAUGGUCCACAAGGUACAUCCGUGAAACCAUCAAAACCUUACGGAACAAUUGAUGCCUACCAACCCGACGCCAAUUACAACAAUUACAAUGGUCCAAGCGAUAAAACCGUGAAUCCAUCUAAGCCAUACGGAACAAAUGAUGCCUACCAACCCGACACCAAUAACAACAAUAAUAAUGGUCCAAAAGAUAAAACCGUGAAGCCAUCGAAGCGAUACGGAACAAUUGAUGCCUACCAACCUGACACCAAUAACAACAAUUUCAAUGGUCCACAAGAUACAACCGUGAAGCCAUCUAAGCCUUACGAAAUAAUUGAUGCCUACCAACCCGACACCAAUAACAACAAUUACAAUGGUCCACAAGGUAUAUCCGUGAAACCAUCAAAACCUUACGGAACAAUUGAUGCCUACCAACCCGACACCAAUAACAACAAUUAUAAUGGCCCCCAAGGUCCAUCCGUGAAGCCAUCAAAACCUUACGGAACAAUUGAUGCCUACCAACCCGACAACAAUAACAACAAUUACAAUGGUCGACAAGAUAAAACCGUAACGCCAUCAAAACCUUACGGAACAAUUGAUGCCUACCAACCCGACACCAAUAGCAACAAUUACAAUGGUCCACAAGAUACAACCGUGAAGCCAUCUAAGCCUUACGGAACAAUUGAUGCCUACCAACCCGACACCAAUAACAACAAUUACAAUGGUCCACAAGAUACAACCGUGAAGCCAUCAAAUCCUUACGGAACAAUUGAUGCCUACCAACCCGACACCAAUAACAACAAUUACAAUGGUCCACAAGAUACAAACGUGAAGCCAUCUAAGCCUUACGGAACAAUUGAUGCCUACCAACCCGACACCAUUAACAACAAUGACAAUGGUCCACAGGAUACAUCCGUGAAACCAUCAAAACCUUACGGAACAAUUGAUGCCUACCAACCCGACAUCAAUAACAACAACUACAAUGGUCCACAAGAUACAACCGUGAAGCCAUCUAAGCCUUACGGAACAAUUGAUGCCUACCAACCCGACACCAAUAACAACAAUAAUAAUGGUCCAAAAGAUAAAACCGUGAAGCCAUCGAAGCCAUACGGAACAAUUGAUGCCUACCAACCUGACACCAAUAACAACAAUUACAAUGGUCCACAAGAUACAACCGUAAAGCCAUCUAAGCCUUACGGAACAAUUGAUGCCUACCAACCCGACACCAAUAACAACAAUUACAAUGGUCCACAAGGUACAUCCGUGAAACCAUCAAAAUCUUACGGAACAAUUGAUGCCUACCAACCCGACACCAAUAACAACAAUAAUAAUGGUCCACAAGGUCCAUCCGUGAAGCCAUCAAAACCUUACGGAACAAUUGAUGCCUACCAACCCGACAACAAUAACAACAAUUACAAUGGUCGACAAGAUAAAACCGUAACGCCAUCAAAACCUUACGGAACAAUUGAUGCCUACCAACCCGACACCAAUAGCAACAAUUACAAUGGUCCACAAGAUACAACCGUGAAGCCAUCUAAGUCUUACGGAACAAGUGAUGCCUACCAACCUGACACCAAUAACAACAAUUACAAUGGUCCACAAGAUACAACCGUGAAGCCAUCUAAGCCUUACGGAACAAUUGAUGCCUACCAACCUGACACCAAUAACAACAAUUACAAUGGUCCACAGGAUACAACCGUAAAGCCAUCUAAGUCUUACGGAACAAUUGAUGCCUACCAACCCGACAUCAAAAACAACAACUACAAUGGUCCACAAGAUACAACCGUUAAGCCAUCUAAGCCUUACGGAACAAUUGAUGCCUACCAACCCGACACCAAUAACAACAAUAUCAAUGGUCCAAAAGAUAAAACCGUGAAGCCAUCGAAGCCAUACGGAACAACUGAUGCCUACCAACCUGACACCAAUAACAACAAUUACAAUGGUCCAAAAGAUACAACCGUGAAGCCAUCUAAGCCUUACGGAACAAUUGAUGCCUACCAACCCGACACCAAUAACAACAAUGACAAUGGUCCACAAAGUACAUCCGUGAAACCAUCAAAAUCUUACGGAACAAUUGAUGCCUACCAACCCGACACCAAUAACAACAAUUAUAAUGGUCCACAAGGUCCAUCCGUGAAGCCAUCAAAACCUUACGGAACAAUUAAUGCCUACCAACCCGACAACAAUAACAACAAUUACAAUGGUCGACAAGAUAAAACCGUAACGCCAUCAAAACCUUACGGAACAAUUGAUGCCUACCAACCUGACACCAAUAACAACAAUUACAAUGGUCCACAAGAUACAACCGUGAAGCCAUCUAAGCCUUACGGAACAAUUGAUGCCUACCAACCUGACACCAAUAACAACAAUUACAAUGGUCCACAAGAUACAACCGUGAAGCCAUCUAAGCCUUACGGAACAAUUGAUGCCUACCAAUCUGACCCCAAUAACAACAAUUACAAUGGUCCACAAGAUACAACCGUAAAGCCAUCUAAGUCAUACGGAACAAUUGAUGCCUACCAACCCGACACCAAUAACAACAAUAAUAAUGGUCCAAAAGAUAAAACCGUGAAGCCAUCGAAGCCAUACGGAACAAUUGAUGCCUACCAACCAGACGCCAUUAACAACAAUUACAAUGGUCCACAAGAUAAAACCGUGAAGCCAUCGGAGCCAUACGGAACAAUUGAUGCCUACCAGCCUGACACCAAAAACAACAAUUACAAUGGUCCACAAGAUAUAAACGUGAAGCCAUAUAAGCCUUACGGAACAAUUGAUACCUACCAACCGGACAACAAUAACAACAAUAAGAAUGGUCCACAAGAUACAACCGUAAAGUCAUCUAAGCUAUAUGGAACAAUUGAUGCAUACCAACCCGACACAAAUAACAACAAUUACAAUGGUCCUCAAGGUACAGCCGUGAAGCCAUCUAAGGCUUACGGAACAAUUGAUGCCUACCUACCUGACACCAAUAACAAUAAUUACAAUGGUCCUCAAGAUAAAACCGCGAAGCCAUCUAAGCCAUACGGAAAAAUUGAUGCCUACCAACCAGACAUCAAUAACAACAAUUAUAAUGGUCCAAGCGAUACAACCAUGAAGCCGUCUAUGCCUUACGGAACAAUUGAUGCCUACCAACCCGACACCAAUAACAACAAUUACAAUGGUCCAAGCGAUACAACCGUGAAGCAAUCUAAGUCUUACGGAACAAUUGAAACCUAUCAACCUGACACCAAUACAAACAAAUACAAUGGUCCACAACAUAAAACCGUGAAGCCAUCUAAGCCAUACGGAACAAUUGAUGCCUACCAACCCGACACCAAUAACAACAAUUACAAUGGUCCACAAGAUACAACCGUGAAGCCAUCUAAAUCUUACGAAACAAUUGAUGCCUACCUACCCGACACCAAUAACAACAAUUACAAUGGUCCACAAGGUACAACUGUGAAGUCAUCUAAGCCUUACGGAACAAUUGAUGCCUACCAACCCGACACCAAUAACAACAAUUACAAUGGUCCACAAGAUACAACCGUGAAGCCAUCUAAGCGUUACGGAACAAUUGAUGCCUACAAACCCGACACCAAUUACAACAAUUACAAUGGUCCACGAGAAACACCAGGAAAGCCAUCGAAGCCUUAUGGAUCAUUUGCGACCUAUCAACCCGACACCAAUAACAACAAUUACAAUGAUCCGCGCGUUGUUAUAGUAAAAGCAUCUCAGUCUUACGGAACAAUUGAUGCCAAACGACCGGUUACAAAUAAAAAUGAUUACAAUAAUCCAGGUAAUACAAAAGUAAAGGCACCAAAGCCUUACGGAGCAGUUGAUGCCAAAAAACCUUAUACUAAUAACAACAACAAUUACAAUGAUCCACUCGAUGUAACAAUAAAGGUAGCACAAUCUUACGGAACCAUUGAUAACAACAGGCUUGAUACCAACGGCAACCAUAAUUACAACGGCCCACGCGAUGCUUCACAAAAGACAUCUAAGAUUUACAAUAUAAUAAAUGCAAACCGACUAGGCAAAAAGUCCAACAACAAUUACAAUGAUCCAAAUUCAUACAUUAAAACCUAUCAAAAAACUAGGCUAAGGAGUGGCUCACGUCAUGAAAAUUCCGAACGACUUCCGGCAGUAUCUAGUGUUUCUUCUCACUCUAACGAUUAUAUGAAAUACAUACCUGGUUCAUUGGAGAAAACUUUGAGAAAGGAAGCAAAACCAUCACCGAAGUGUAAAUUGAUUCCAGUCUGCGGCACGGAUAGUAUGACAUAUUUGUCAGAGUGCUUCUUACCGAGUGGUGUUAAGAAAAUGUGUGAUGGAUUCUGUCCUUGUAAACGCCAGAACGCCUACCCGGAGACAAAUGGAAACAAGCAUGGCUUUGUUUCAAGAACGAAAUCUGGCAGUCGCCAUCCAGGUCAGACGGAUAUAAAGGCUUACAAUUCGGAUACGACUAAGAUUAUUACAAGAACGAAAUAUGGUAGUCGUCAUCCAAUUGUGACUGGUGCACAGUCUGGCGCUUCUUCCAUAUCUGUGGAUGGACCAGUCUCAAAACGAACACAUGCUCUAGCUUCGAUGUUAGCAAAGAAAAUCAUUUCUCCGCGGCAAAUAUGCGAAGCUAAAUGCUCAGGUGUGGAGAGAAAUCCUGUCUGCUCUGUUGCUGGAAAAUCCUACGAGAACGAAUGCCUCCGGUAUUGCAGUGGUGAAUCUACAGCUUGUGCUGGCUCUUGUCCAUGCAUGAAGGCUUCUAUUCCGAAGCUCCCAAUGGGCAGGAAAGCAUCUAUUCCGAAACCACCACAGAAUAUUGUCAAGACUAAGGCUGCUCCUAAAAGGAAUAUUCUAAAACAGACAACUACCGCCCCUCGACCGACAACAGUUGCCCCCAAGCCGGUUGUCAAAACUAAGGGCAUUCCUGCAACAUCGACCUAUACACAAAGCGAGAAGAAAGGAAAGGAAUCAGACGUGGUUUCACGUACGGUUGGAAAGGCACCAGUGGUUAUCAAACAUGAGCCCGUUGUGAAGGCCGGUAGUGUUGCCACCGAUGUACAUGUUGUAUCGACGACACCUUCUGGUGACUCCGGUGUUAACGGAGGGGACAGUCCGGACAGUCCGGACGGUUCGGACAGCGGAAAGUCUAACGACGGUCCUGACAGUUAGAUGACCAUUACGAUCCAACAGUUUAAUAACUGGACAGCCCUUCAUUGAAAAAAGAGUUCAAAAGUGUUUGUUAACAUACAAUGCGACUUGCAGACGAGGCAGUUUCAAUCAUUAGAAUAUAAUACUUAAUAAAAUUACAUAUUAUUAUGUAUUGAUUAUAUAUUUGUGUUCACUUUCUCUGAAUGAUGCUGCAACCUCUGACACAAUGCAGCCAUACGGAGAUUCUGUUCUGAACAAUGUACAAUGUUUCACAGCAAUAAAUUAAAGUUUUGGAUACAAAAACAUGUGAAAAAUUCCAAAAGAGAAUUGAGAAACAAUCCAUAAAUAAUAAAACCACAGCAUUGUGUUUAUUCUGGAGGCAAGAAAUGCACUGCAUUUACUAAGUGACUUAGUAGAAGAUAUUUAACAUUUGCUUUAGGCUUAGAUAAAUUUCUGUGCAGAAUGCUUUCAUAUUUGGUGACAUCUCAACUUACUGUCUCAUCGUUGUGCCACACUGAUGCAUGCAUAAUGUUUGAUCUCUAAAACGAACAAUUACCAUGUGUUAAGUCAUGUACAAUAGGUAUGUACGAAUAAAAGUUGAUAACAUUA